This is a messenger RNA of Bipolaris zeicola 26-R-13, 1305 nucleotides long. RefSeq lists its product as uncharacterized. NCBI's taxonomy places the organism in Eukaryota, Fungi, Ascomycota, Dothideomycetes, Pleosporales, Pleosporaceae. The record is from RefSeq and is a predicted model, not a curated record. The coding region runs from base 1 to 1305 and encodes 434 amino acids. The transcript is spliced from 2 exons.
AUGGCGAGGCAGCAGUCUACCACUUCCAGGCGCUCGUCGCAGAGCCGGGAUGCCUCCAGAAUUAGGUCGUCGCGGUCAGAGUCACCAGGUUCAAAGGCUGCGGAAAUGGGACCGUUGCCGAAGUUGAAGAUAAAACUCAGGCUCAAUCCCAAAGAUCCAGAAGAGAAGAAGGAUCCGUUUCCUACGACGUUCAACGACGAGAAUACAGACUACAACAAUGAUCUUCCACAGUACCCUGCUUGGCAAUCGUCAGUGAAGACGCGGACUAGACGGUCAGUACAUAAGCCGCAGCAUGAGGAUGUCAUAGAGGGCAGUGACUAUGACCAGAUGAUGGGACUUAGCUCCAAAGGCUUUGGAGACGACGACAUCAAGUUUCAGCCAGACUUCUCGCGUGCGAAUGCUCUGGGUAACAUCCAAUAUUCGGAAGUCUCAUCAUCAUACAAACAUCAGAAAAAGCGAAGCGUGGGUCGUCCACGCGGCAAACAAUCCUCGUUUAUAUCCCACUUGGAUACGGUCAGUGAGGAAGAAGACUGUCCAUCAUCGUCCACACUCGCAGCUCAGUCUUCUUUUGAGCACACCAGCUUCCAACCAAGCCAGGACGUCUACGACAUCCUGAACAGCCUCAAGGCCAGCACCAAAACCCACAUCGACCUCCCCAGUCUCAGCAAUGCCGCCGAUCCUGACGCCAUCCAACCCUACAGCGCCUCGCUCCUGACCAACCUCUACAUACUCUGCUACCACGAAAACCUCUGGAACCUCUGCGACCUAAUCACCGACACUUGGAUCCGCGCCUUCCACGCGCGCCGCAAAAAAGCCUACACGGACCCUGCCUACACCCUCUGGCGCCGCAACAAAGCCCUCGAAGCCCGCAAACGCGCCGCCCACCGCGCCCGCCUCACCGCCACCAUCAUCCCCUCCGAAUACGACGUCAACCCCAUAAACCUCCACCUCGACGCCACAGACCCCGAUCUCGAACCCAACAUUACAGACCCUCCCCUCCACCUCCUCACCUUACUCUACCACCACACGCCCGCCACCUGCGGCGCACGCCUUCUCUGGGCCGACGCGCUCGCGCUGGCCGGCGAUGUUACGGAAAAAGGGAUGGAAGCAGCGCGCAAGAAGGGGGAGGAGGUGCAUCACGAGUUGGUGUGGAAUGUUAUGCAGAGUGCACUGAGGAUGGUGAGGAGGAGGUUGACGUUGAAGUGUGAGGAGAGUACCGAGGGGGCGUGGUGUAGGCGGUAUCAUGAGCAUGGGAGGGGUGGCGGGGGGAGGUGUUAUAGGGAGGUUGCUGCGGAGGAGGAGUAG